AUGUCUGGUUUGGAGAUGCUGUUCAUGGAUGGUGGAGCCACCGUGGCCGGGGUUCUUAGUGCUGCCGCAGCUGUUCUGGGCUACAAGCAGCAGAAGGAGGACGACAUCGAACUUGUGGAUCAACCUCCCGACCUUGAGCUCCUGCGCGGCAACCUGGCUGACGCCUACACCUCCGCCUGCGCCGCCCACGCGGCUGCUACUGCGGCGUGGGGUGAGCCACUGUCCCUUUUCAGAGCGAGUGGAGAUUGCCCGCCCUGGGCGGAGGCUGUGGGCCAAAGUGCCAAGGAUCUCGUGGACAAAGCUUCCGAACUGGAGGACCUGGCAGAUGUCUACGACUCCCAGCUGCAGCUGGCGCUGAGUGACGGCAAGUCCCUCCAGCGAGCUCCGCUGGAGGCACUGGUCGAGAAGUUGAACGAGUUGACGAUCGUGCUGACCCAGCAGGUUCCAGCCCUUAUCGUGGCCAGGGAUGCCAUGUCAAAUGGCUUGGGCCCACGGGGUGCACAAGCCGAGGAGGCAGUGCAGGCUGCAACCCAGUUCGUCUUGGAGGAGCCGCUUCCCAUCGCUAUCAUGCGAGAACGGCAACUACUAGGCGAGCUUUGGCGAACUGGUCCUGGCCGGAUGGAAGCCCUGGCGCGAGCCAUCGCUCGUCGCACAGGGAGGGAGCCGCCAGAGUCCACGAGCCCUGCUGAGGAGCCUGACUACGCGUCCUACGUGGCUGCCUACCUCUGA
Messenger RNA from Symbiodinium natans, 729 nucleotides. The record is from the annotation of a GenBank genome assembly. Lineage: Eukaryota; Dinophyceae; Suessiales; Symbiodiniaceae.